CGGCUGCAAACACAGGCUGCCUGCAAAUGUUGCGCGCUGUCGUAGCAAAUUAAAAAAAUAAACUUACAUUAUCUGUGGCGCAUAAUUAAUGGCGGGAAAACAAUUUAUUUUCACGUUUACUUGUCAUAUCGAGUAGUAAACUUUUUGAAAUUAGUACGUCUUAAAUAAAGUUUAGUGUUGUUUAAAUUUGCAUAGUUUUAAAGUUUCAGUAUUGAUAAUGGUAUUUCAUGCGUGUAAAAUGUUGUUGUUGUAUUAAUAAAAAUUAAAUAUUGAAUUUUAAAAUGAAUUAGUUGCUUAUGAUUGUAUAAGAAGAUAUAGUGUUCACACCCAAGGGUGUGGUACAAGGAUGCUAGACGAUCUCAGUCCCACUGCGGUUUCAAACUGGAGCUCAACUUUGGGAACACAAGACUUCUACAUAACAUUCUACGAUGAAAUCAACAAGCAGUACAUUAACCAUACAAAUAAUAUUACGCAGGUCUACCAAUCGUUUAUACUACCAUGGUGGCGGCAAAUACUAUGGACGGUGCUAUUUGCGGGCAUGGUAGUGGUGUCCACUGUUGGGAACCUCGUCGUCAUAUGGAUAGUUCUAGCCAAUAAGCGGAUGAGGAGCGUGACCAAUUAUUUUUUAGUGAACCUCUCCAUAGCCGAUACAAUGAUGUCGACGCUGAAUGUUACCUUUAACUUCACGUAUAUGCUGUACUCCGAUUGGCCAUUCGGACACUUCUAUUGCAAAUUUUGCCAAUUCGUAGCAGUACUGAGCAUAUCGGCAUCUGUAUUCACUCUCAUGGCGAUAAGUAUCGAUCGAUAUGUAGCAAUAAUGAGUCCUCUACAACCGCGGUUGGGAAAACGCGCAACGCUCGGCAUAGCAGCUGCCAUUUGGGCUGGCAGCUGUAUAAUUAGUAGCCCGAACUUUCUGUAUUUUACAACCGAAACUGAUCUAUUACCCGACGGAAGCAUAAGACGAAUAUGUUUUCCUGACUGGCCGGAUGGAAUCACUACGAGAUCUCAAUUAGAAUAUAUGUACAAUGUGAUAUUUAUGUUAUUGACGUAUUUCCUACCAAUAAUGUCGAUGAGUUACACAUACGCGAAGGUUGGAAUCGAACUGUGGGGAUCAAAGUCCAUCGGAGAAUGCACGCAGCGACAGUUGGAUAACGUUAAAAGCAAACGAAGGGUCGUGAAAAUGAUGAUAGUCGUUGUGGUUAUAUUUGCUGUUUGUUGGUUGCCAUUCCACGUGUACUUUAUAGUGACGUCAUACUACCCAGAUGUAGUCAACUACAAGUACAUACAAGAGAUAUACCUCGGCAUUUACUGGCUUGCGAUGAGCAACUCUAUGUAUAACCCCAUCAUCUACUGUUGGAUGAAUUCCAAAUUCCGGCGAGGCUUUAAGCAGUUCUUCUGGUGUUGUGGAGCAAUUGGUAACGGUGAUUUUAGUAGACACAGGGCUUUUGGUCCCGAUCGACUCGAUAUGUCCAUGCGAUCAGUCUCCCCAAGUCGAAAGAACGGAACAAGUUUGUUCAAGACGACAUUCAAAACUACAAAGAGUACCAAAAAACCACCCGGCACUCCUCAUUUGCUGCAUGCAAAUAAAAUAGACAAGGAGUUGAACGGUGGCCAAUCCUAGUUGGUAAUUAACUUUAUAGUUGUAUUAUAAACAGAACGACCAUUGCACUGUGGAUUGGCUUGAUACCGUAGUUAGGACCGCUGUACCGCUGGCGUUGGUCAUUGGCCGCAUUCCUUUGCUUAUCAUUUGCUUUUUUCUUGUUUAGCGCUUUCUGAACAUUAUUUUGUGCCUUAUUGCGAGCAAGUGAAUGUUGAAAGCAUCCAUUAAAUUGCAAAAAUUCAAAAAACAAAAUUCACAAUCCAACCAUAAACAAAUCAUCGGGCAGCAAUAUUGAU
Molecule: messenger RNA, 1896 nt
Organism: Colias croceus (clouded yellow)
Lineage: Eukaryota; Metazoa; Arthropoda; Insecta; Lepidoptera; Pieridae
Gene: NGR-A24
Product: tachykinin-like peptides receptor 99D
Exons: 10
Coding region: 347-1621 (424 amino acids)
Biological process (GO): G protein-coupled receptor signaling pathway
Cellular component (GO): plasma membrane
Molecular function (GO): tachykinin receptor activity
Source: RefSeq, a predicted model, not a curated record